AUGAUUAGUAUAAAAUCAUCAUUUUUGAUAUCAUCGAUAUUGGUGACAUUGGUUGCAUUCAACUACAACAGAGAUGUAGAUGCUCAAUCUACGUAUACUGGUGCAAUCGUAGAGUACUCACCAAUAGCUUUUACCUUCCCGCUCAACGUAUCGAAGGAGUUGGCAUCUCAAUAUAUGUUAAUGAAUGUUCAGCAAUAUAUUCUAUUCAUUGACCAAGCAGUCAAAGAGAAAACACAAAUCAUUGUAUUCCCAGAGUAUGGUAUAACCGGUAACAAUCUAAUGAAUCGUGAUCGUGCACUAAGUUUCUUAGAGGAAAUACCAUCACCUAAAUCAUCUAAUUCACCGAUUAUACCGUGUGGUAACACACAAUUUGACGACCGUGUUGUUUUGCAAACACUAAGCUGUGCUGCAAUUAAAUAUAAUACGGUGGUGGUUGUCAACAUGGGUGAUGUUCAACCGUGUAAUAAUACGGAUCCAAACUGUCCGACUGACAAUCGCUAUCAGUACAACACGCAAGUCGCUUUCGGAAGUGAAGGCGCCAUCAUUGGACGAUACCACAAAUCACAUCUCUACGGUGAGCAACCGGUGUUUGAUCAACCGAUCACUCCGGACAUUGAGUACUUUACCACCGAUUUCAAUGUCACCUUUGGUAUGAUGAUCUGCUUUGACAUCAUGUUUGAAGAGCCACGCACCACCCUUGUCGCGCUCGGUAUCAACAACUUUGUCUACUCGACCGAGUGGGUCAAUGCAAACUAUGCGUAUGCCACACAGAUCCAGCAGGCACUCUCAUACGAAGCGAAUGCCAAUGUGUUGGCGGCCAACAUUGGAACGAUGGCAAUGAUCAGUGGAUCCGGUAUCUACACCAGCGGAACACCGCAGGCAACCUACGUCAAUCCUACCUACGAAUCGAAAUCGCAGAUGUUGAUUGCCACGCUUCCAAAGGAUCCGUCCGACUCUGCACUCGUAGAGUCACUACUCGCCAAACAGCAGCAACUACAACAACAACAACAACAACCGUUCUACUCCAAACCACUGCUCGGACACCAAGAGCCACAAAAGAUCGUCAAGCACAAAAUCAACUACCAAGGUGUGCCACCCAACAGCUUCAACUCGACAUUCACCAUUUUCAAGCCAUCUUCCAACCAAGAGCAAAUCUCUCUACAAGCAGUGAACAAUGGAUUCGUUUGUUCUCUAACCUACUCCACAGGAGAGAUUGUCGGCGAUCAAUACUUCUCUGUUGUAAGCUUCAAUGGAAAUUCAAAUGGAUUUUGGAAUUCACAGAUCUGUAUGGUUGUUGUAUGUCUAGAUAAUUCAGAGGAUGGUUGCUCAGCUUUGAUCUUCAAUAGUAGCACCCCAUUCACUGAACUGACACUCAGCGCACCAUUCUCCAAUGGAUACCACGUCAACCCAAUGGUAUCCUCUGACAACACACUCUCCAACUACUAUCCAAGUUACAAUAGCAAUACCAAUACAUUUGCCAUCACCAACAUCGAUCCAGUUAUUUCAGUAGCUAUGUUUGCAACCCAAUGGGAUAACUCAUCCUCUUCUUCAUCGUCCUCAUCCACAAGUGAAACCGAUUCACCAAUGAAAAAUUCCUUCUUAUUAUCAAGUUAA
Heterostelium album PN500 is the source of this 1614-nucleotide messenger RNA. RefSeq lists its product as uncharacterized. The transcript is spliced from 3 exons. Lineage: Eukaryota; Evosea; Eumycetozoa; Acytosteliales; Acytosteliaceae. Bases 1 to 1614 code for a protein of 537 amino acids. The record is from RefSeq and is a predicted model, not a curated record.